Apis dorsata (giant honeybee) is the source of this 8431-nucleotide messenger RNA. RefSeq names its product TLD domain-containing protein 2 (gene mtd). The record is from RefSeq and is a predicted model, not a curated record. The transcript is spliced from 19 exons. Gene Ontology annotation, biological process: response to oxidative stress. Bases 1428 to 5210 code for a protein of 1260 amino acids. Gene Ontology annotation, cellular component: nucleus. Lineage: Eukaryota; Metazoa; Arthropoda; Insecta; Hymenoptera; Apidae.
CUGGAGGUGGGGGAUGCGCCCGAAGAGACAGUCUAGGCCGAGUGCCUCGACGUGUAUAAAUACAAGCAGUCGGCUUCGUUCUCGCUUAGUCGCUGCGAUACUCGAUUCUCGUGACGGCAUGUCGAUUCAAGUGUGUGUACCCUGAUAUCUCGAUUUAUCGCAAUCGGCUAUUGUCGCGAAGUGUAAGCAAAGUAGAUGCACGCGUGCCCGCAAUCCGAUACGUUUUAUAAUAAAGUUACGAAAAAGAAAAAGAGAGAAAAAGUGAGAGAAAGUUGCAUGUUUUUUCCCCCGAUUACGCACUUAUCUCCUUCUUCUUUUAUACAAGACGCACAUCCUACACAGUCACAGUUUCAUCAAAGUAUCGAAAGAUUGCGCGUGUCACGUGUUUCUCAUUGUACUCGAUCGCGCGCUCGAUUUUGGUCUAUUGGCAUUGCAACAACGUCACGUCGGUAUCGCGACGGGAAAAGAAGUGUGUUCAACAUUGCCGGCAUCAUUGGACCAAAUAUCAAAUUCUCUAUAAUUCGUUGCCACGGUUUCAGAAGAAAACGAAUACCGUGGUUUAACGUCGCUAUCAGAAAAUCGAGUCAUUAACCUAAAAACCGUUCCUCUUUCGACAGAAAACGGAAAAAAUGUUCGUAGUUUCAUCAUAGAAAUCGUAAAAGAGAAGAAAGACGAAAUUCAAUUGGAAAGAAAAAGUUUAUCUUUUUUCGCUAAAGACGUUCGACAAAUCAUCAAAUUCAUUUCGAGUGAUUCUAGAUACAUUUCAGCUUCAAACGCCUAGGACCUCUGACGGUUUGAGAACGAAACAAAGGUCGAAUUGUUGAUGUCUUUAAAGACGGGAACGAGUUUCCAACAAGGGCUCUCGACUUACUAGAAAAUAGAGAAACAAACUACAAGCAAAAGCGCGAGGUAGUCGGUCGACCACCGUUGGCUGGUUCCGCGCACGAUUCUCUUGGGUCAACGAUCUGUUGGUGGAUCUCACACUUGAGCUGUUCUUGGUAUACACAUACCUGCGGACAGGUCCGCUCGAUACGAUAUAGGUUCGUGUUCAGUCGCGUUCAUUGGAUAUACGCGCGUAUUCGUUCCGAUAACACGUUUCACGAGGAGUGAAAAGGCGGUCACUCGGUACGCCGCCGUGGCUGCUUUCACCGGCGAUGGAAUAAUGCCGAUCAAGCCUUAACGGUACGCAACUCAUGCCUUCUCAUAUUUUCCUUGCAAACAAAAAUGAUCGCGGAUCUCGGGUGAUUACGGUGUGCAGUGUGUCGCGAGAGUUUCGAAGUGGUUUUAUUCUUCAUUGUUAAUAUAGUGUCGCGAGUGUCUCGGUGUUAUUGGUUACUAGAUAAUAUAGUGAAACGUGGAUACGCUUCGUUUAGCCGAAUCUGGUGCCCGCUUCGUUUCGAAGAUUUCGAUCGAUUCGGUCACAUAGCAUGGAAACCAAGAUGUAUAUCAGCAAUGAGCCACAGAACAACGGUCAUAUAACUGCCAAAUACGCAUCUACAAACUCGAUCCCGUCUAUAAUGGAGAAAGAAUCGUCUUUCGCUAAACUUAUUGGCGCUGUUGGCAGAAGGGACUCAAACGCUAUAUUGCGCGACAAUAAAGGAAGAAGGCACAGUGUGCUUGAAGAUUUAAAGGCGCGAAGAGAUAGUUUAUUUCAAAAGGCAAGACGCGGCAGCGUCGUAGAAGAAAAAGAAAAUACGAAACAAGUACAGAAAGAGAAAAGACGUGCUAGCGAGAGUGGCAGAAGGUGUUCGGUUUUCUACGUGUCACAGGAUCUCCUCGAGGAAAAUCAAGAAUUGCUCGAGAAUGAAAGAAUACAGGCGGACCUUGAGGGGAAGAAGGGUCGCAGAAAAUCAUGGCAUAUUCUUGCAAAACCACCGAAACUCGAUCGCAAAAGAAGAAAAGGGAUCGCUGGCGUCCCGUCACCGUCACAGGUUGGAAGCACGGAUGGACUUUAUACACAAGCCAGACAGAAGAGGCCUUCCUGGUGGAACAUAUUCGUACCUGAUUCCGUUGUGAGGUCCAGGCGAAUGUCCCAGGAUAUCACCCAUUCGAGAUCCACUGAGAAUCUCACAGUACCAUAUUUCAGGAGCAAGAGUCGUAGCGUGGAUCAUGGAUUCGCGACGCCUUUCGAUUGGGAUUCGUCGAAGAACAAAGUCGAUCAAGGACGGUUCGAGUCGGUCGACGAGUUCGCAAAGGAUACAGAUAGCGAAAGCGAGGAUGGCUCGAGAACGAGGUUAAACUUCAACAUCAUCCCCUAUACGGUGGGCGAUAGAGACACGCUGACGUCGGUGGCCGCGAGAUUCGAUACAACGCCAUCCGAGCUGAGCAAAUUUAACAGGCUCGGAAGUACUUUCAUUUACCCUGGCCAGCAGUUAUGGAUACCCGUGGAAGGAGAAGGUCAAACAAAAGGCGGAACUGCCGACGCACCUAGUCCGGAUCCUUAUCACGAUCAUGAGUCCCAGGAUGACCUACCUCCAGAGGAAAAAGAACUUUUGGAUAACCUGAGGCCUGUAUCACCCAAAUCAAGCCAUAUGGAAAGAGUAAAAACACCUCUUGGUGUUACAAAUACAGUUAUAGAAGAGGAAGAACAGCCAUUCAAAGAAAGAUUUCUAAAAAUUACUGUUCGUCAUAUCACAGAUGGUCAGGGUGUUGUUGGUGGAGUGUUGCUAGUUACACCGAAUGCAGUAAUGUUUGAUCCUAAUGUCUCUGAUCCUCUUGUAAUUGAACAUGGAGCUGAAUCUUAUGGUGUUAUUGCACCAAUGGAAUUUGUAGUGAAUGCUGCAAUUUACUACGAUAUCGCGCAUAUGCGUGUUGGACAUACGGAAUCUGGAAAUUUAGAUAAGAAGCCAGAAAUUUAUUAUAUGAAGAAACCUUCGCAAACUGAGAAUGUGAAAUGUCAAUCACCAGAAAAGGAGGAAAAUUUUCCGGAAUUAACAGCGGAUGAUGCUGAAAACGUAUGCAGUUAUACCGAGAGAGAUGGAGACGCUUUUCCAAAGGCCUUUGAAAGAGAUCUUGUUACUCCUACCAAUCUCCAAAAUGAAGAAGAUACAAUGACAACCAAAGAAAAAGAGAAGGAGAAGGAGAAAGAGAAAGAAAAGGAGAAAGAAGAGAUUAAAGAGGUGAGCGGUGGUGGUCAAGCAAGUAGAACGUUAGAGGAACGUAGACGUUCUAUGCUUGACCAUCAUUGGCCAGUUCCUAGUAAAGAUCAAUAUCCAUGGCCAGUUGAAGAUGAACAACAAGAUUCUUUAAAUUCUGACAAAACGGAUUCUGCGAAAUCGAAGGUGAUUCCCGAAGGUGAAGAAGGAUCUCUAGUCAAACUGUCAUGCCACGACUCUGGUAUUGACAUACGUGACCCUAAUCCCCCUUUCCCAGUAGUUCAGCCUAACCCUACAAAGAAAGUAUAUUCAGACGCAGAUAUUGUCUUAUCUUCAGAUUGGGUCCCUCCUAUUACUAUUGCUCCGACGAACGUAACAACUGAUUCGCUAGAUAGUGGUUCUGCUAUUAACGGCAGGAAAAAGGCGAGUUCAGUGUCUUUUAGCUUAGACAGUAAUGCAGAGGAACCUGAGAAGGAUGAAGAACAUAAAGAUGACGAUAAACAAGAGACUCGUAAAAAUAAGAUGUUAAAACGAUUAUCAUAUCCUUUGUCAUGGAUGGAAGGAUUAACUGGCGAAAAAGAAGAUGAUAAAUCUGGAUCUGAUAAAGUUUCGAGCCUUCCUAAUAGUGCGGAUUCUCAUCAUUCAUCAGUUUUCAGCAAAGUUUUCUCAAGCUCGCCGAUCAACCUGGUGAGUGACUUUAGCUCGGGCCUGUUUGCUAAAACUCCCAGCGAAGAGAGCGGUGGGGGCGGUAGAGCUGGAGGAACACCUCCGCUUACCGCCUCCUCUCUCUCCCAGGACUCCAGCAAUCCUCAGAUUUCACCUGGUCCAGGAGGGCUUAUAGGGCGGUCUUCCGUGGGCACGUUCAUCAGACAGCAACCAUUGACAUCGUCAGGUAGCAGCAGCGUGGACAGUAGUCGAGGUAGCAAAACUUCGACAACGGCUCCUCGAUUGGACUAUCGUAGUAUGGUCUCUGUCGAAGAUAUGCCCGAAUUGUUUGUCAGUUUUGACAUCCAAGCACCUAAUUUUCCCGAACUCGAAGGCCUCGAACUUAUACCACGACCAGCCCAUUCUUGCGAGGAUCCUCCAUUGUACCUGAGACUGCGAACCGGAAGACCUAAAGAUAAGAAAAUUCCACGCUCGACGCCUAUUAUGAGCUACGGGAAAAAGAAAUUACGGCCUGAAUACUGGUUCAGCAUACCCCGUAAUAGGGUAGACGACCUCUACAGGUUCAUCCAUGCGUGGGUGCCCUCGCUUUAUGGAGAGCUCGACGAGAAUUAUUGGCGGGAACGUGGGUACAUCCUGUUGGACACCGACACGGAUCUGUCGCCCGAAUUAUCGGGUGUACACGAGGCUGGAAAAGCAGGGGAAGGAACCACAGAGGAAGGAAAAUCUCGUCAGGACAGCGACGAGAUAUCCGAGCUGACGAGAGAAUCAUGGGAGCUGAUCAAGGCCCCCUACGUAAAGCUGUACAGCAUCCUGAAGACGUCGAGCACAUCGGCGGAUUCCGAGCAGAACCAGGACCCGGAGGUAUUGUCUAUGAGCGAGGAGCUCAGACGAGCUUUGUACACAAACAGUGCAGUCUCCAUAGACAAUGAUGUCAUCGUUCCUGAUCUGGUAGGAGUCACUGAGAUUUUAAGUGACGAGCACAGGGAACAAUUGUGCCGACAUUUACCUGCCAGAGCGGAAGGUUACCUUUGGACGCUUGUCUUUAGCACAAGUCAGCAUGGAUUUAGUCUAAACAGUAUGUACAGGAAGAUGGCUAAAAUAGAAAGUCCCAUCCUCUUGGUAAUCGAGGAUACCGAAGGCAAUGUAUUUGGUGCAUUGACUUCGUGCUCUUUGCAUGUGAGCGAUCAUUUUUACGGAACCGGUGAGUCCCUUCUUUUCAAGUUCACGCCUAGGUUCCAGGCAUUCCAUUGGACUGGAGAUAAUCUCUAUUUCAUCAAGGGUAACAAUGAGAGUCUCGCCAUCGGUGCUGGAGAUGGCAAAUUUGGAUUGUGGCUGGAUGGAGAUCUUUAUCAAGGCAGGACACAAUCGUGUAGCACAUACGGAAAUGAACCAUUGGCGCCCCGAGAAGAUUUCGUAGUGAAAACGCUAGAAUGUUGGGCAUUCAUAUAGGACACAGCCUUGUAUUCUUUGUCUGCGAUUUCGCCCUCACCACAGCCUAAUAUGACUUGAAUCCCGAAUCUCGCGUGGAGGUUGAUCGUUGUCGAAAAAGUAUCAAAACAUAUGGAGGAUAAUUAUUAAUAUUUCUGAGAGACAUUUUUACCAGAGGAGAUUAAAAAAUCGAUUAACGGGAUUACCAGUUAGCUCGAUUACCGUCGAUAGAUUUUUAAACAGAAAUCCUAGACGUAUUUUGUUAAAAGUUAAUAGAAAACAUUGAGUGAGAGAGAGAGAGAAAAAAGAUAAUGGAAUUGUGAUUUUUAUAGAAAGGUAAUACAAAAAUUGAUAAAAGAGAAAAGAUAGAAGGAUAGUAAUGAUGAUAAUGAUGGAGAAAAACUGAAAGAAGGUCCUAACAAGUUAGGUCAGAAACUUUAAACUAAGGACUGCAAAUGACUAUAACUGAUCAAUUCGUUUAAUCGUUUGUUUUUCGUUUUGUUUUAAGUUGCGUAUUUAUUUUUUUUUAUAUAUAUAUAAAAUAUUCACGCAUAUAUAUGUUUCGUUGAAAGAAUCGUCGUUAUUUUAAUUAAUAAUUUUGAUUUCACAUAAUCGCGUGCCGUUUGAGUAAAAGAUCGAAGGAUCGACCACGAUGGCAUAAAUUUCUUACGUAUAAUAAUAAUGAGAUAAAAAUAAUAAUGAUGAUAAUGAUUAUUAUUAUGAUCGUGGUAUUGCCUUCGAACUAGUCGCGAGUAUAAUAAUAAUAUUAAUGAUAAUAGUAAUAAUGAAUCAUUUUUAGAGAUUAUGCAAUCGUUCAUUUGUUCCGAUGAUUGAUGAUAAUGAGUAAAAGAGAGAAUGAAAUGAAAGAGUGAAUGGUAAUCGAGAUUGAAAGGGAAAAUAAAUAUAUCUCUACGAUGGAGAGAAUCAAUAAUGAGAGAAAGACGAAAGAAAAUCAUGAAUCGAAUGAUGAUGUUGAUGAUAUAAUACUAUGAUACAAACACAACACUAUAAGAAUGCUAACCUAACCGUAUUUGUUGAUGUGUAGUUAUUGUAGAUAGAUAAAUGUAAAUAUAUAUAUUACGAAAUCAUUUAAGGUAAAAAAAAAAAAAAAUUAAUUUUAAUGAAGGAAGAAAAUACAGUAUAUAAUACCACGCUAAUCAAGAGAAACACACGUUGCAGAAGACACUCUGUGUAGUUUGUCUCACGUAUAUCCCGAAAGACACACACUGACUAUCUAUAUAUGUACACGAAACACGUACUGUGUACACACGAUUCGAAAAUAUUUGAACAACAUACAUCAAUCGAAUCGAUACAAUGAUACUCUGAAUGUAAAACGAUUCUAGAAUCUGAGAGCAAAAGUAGCUUUAGAAGAAGAUAAACAGUUCGUACUGAUCUUAUACGCGUUUAACAAUAUUACAGUGAUAAAGAUCGUAAAAGAGAUUAAAAGCAUGGUACCGAUUAUAUUAUUGACACGAAGAAAAGCGAACAGAUAGAAACAUGCGAAUAGAAGAGCAGCGCGUUCGCUUCUUGUGUCUCAAGUGACCACAACGAACACACGCCUGUGCCUCGCUUCGCUCUCUUUCUCUCCCUCUGCUAUAGAGCACACAUAUUUACACAUAGUACUUCAGUUUUAAUCUACGAAGUAAAGUAUCAGAGCCGAAGGAAAGAAAGUAUGUUAUUGUGAUGAUGCUCUUAUGUUUUUUUUUUUCAUAAGAGUUUCGCGCAAAACUCAGACAAUAAAAAAGAGUCUCAUCAUGGUAUUUUUUUUUGUUAUCCUAAUAACUUUCUCGUUCAAGAAAUGAAUCAGAAUACAUACCAUUUCAUAGCAUUUGCAGAUAGGCAUAUUAAGAAGAUGGUAUGUAAUUAUGUUUCAUUGAAAGAAGAGGAAGAAUUUUGCAAAAUAUUGUACCAUAAGUUUUCUAUACCGCGUCUAGCGUUUCGCUCGGCUCUGAAUAUCAAUAAAUCGAUAUCAAUCAUACACAACCACACACGACCAGAAAAAAUUAUCUGAGCUUAUAGUCUCUUACUAUGUGAAUUAAUUAGAAUCAAUAGACUGUCGCGAGAGAAUCUACCGUUUCUAUCGCUUUUUAAAUAUGAAUUUCUGUUUAUCAUUGAAAAAAUAGAAAAAGAAUGAAGAAAAAUGAAAAAGAAUGAUAGAUAUUAAGUAUUAUUUAACUAUAAAAGGAAACACACUUUUUAAGAAAAUUAGACAAAUUAGACAGAUGUAGAUUUUAAUCGAUUAUGUAAAUUGAUUUGUUUCUAAAUCAGAUCAAAAAAUUAGGUUUGAAAGCAAAUUUAUUUUGUACUAUGAAAAGAAUUUUCUAAUACUUUCACAACAAGACAUCGAGAAAAAAUAAAAAAUUGAAGCAUUUUAUACUGUAGUGAGACACACGAUUACUUCCAUUUUAUUAAAAACAAUUUCCUCUCGUAAUAUUUCUACGAUUUUCGACUUUCCAUAGAAUGCUGCUUUUUUAAAACUUAAUUAUAAAGUUUCUAUGAUGAAAUUAAUCGAAUAAAAUAAUAACCAUUCAUUGACUUUCAUUCGAGAAAAAACUUAAGAAAAGCAACAUAAUGCGAUAUAAUAGAAACUAUUGUUUCUACUAUAUUCAAUAACACAUGAAAUGAAGUUCGAAUAAAUGCAUAAAUAGAAAUAGGAGAGAAACGAAAAUCGUAAAUCUAAACGAGUACACUGUCCGUGCACUGGUUAUAAAACGCACUUUAAAAAAAAACUAACAAAUAAAAUCGUCGUUUAAAACGGAGUAAAUUUCAUUGAAUAAGCUUUUAAUCAAAGAAAAUAAGAAAAAUUAUUUAAAAAAAAAAAACGGGGAAAAUGCAGCUAUGAAGAGCACAAAAAUAUAUGUAUUCAAAUUAUGUAGCUAUCCUACAAGCUUCAUUAGAAAUAGUUUUCAAGUACAUUGUACACCAUCAUUGUCUAGACAUAUAAAAGUUUUAAUGUCUAUAAGAACAAAAAUACGUACUGUAUAAACGUACUUGUGAUACUAACGAAUUAAAAAAGAAGAACAAAGAAAAAACAAUAAAAUAAAGUUCGCUUCAAGUAUAUUAUUUAGGGCAGUUGUUUCUUUCGUGGCAGAGAAAAAGUUAUAAAAAUUAAAAAUAAAAGAUGUGUGAUUUUCAAUGGAAUUCUAAUAAUAAUGUGUAAUAUAUGUAAAUCAGUCAGGACAAUACAAACUAUGUAGAAUGUGAGAACAUUCUAGCAACGAUAAAGAGAGGAAAGAAAAAAA